UUGCCUCUGAAGUCAGAAUGAAGUGGUGUAGCUUUUGUGGGAAGAGCCCAGCAGGUUGGUGGCAAUCACUUACUCCUAGUUGAGAUGUUCUGUCAGGGUGAGGUCCAGAGAUCAACUGGGUCAACUCUCUGUUGUCAAAAUAUUUAAAGUUCCCAGGGGAUGAGAAAUGUGUUCUGAGUGACACUUUCCUGAGAGAAAGGAGGAUUCCAGAGUCUGAAUCCUGAAGCUCCUCUCAACAUGGAUUCAAAAAGUCCUUCGCACUUGGGUCCCAAGUACCUCUACGUUAGUCUCUGGGACUUUGAGGCACGGACAGAGGAUGAGCUGAGCUUUCAGGCUGGGGACCUUUUUCACGUAACAGAGAAGAAGGAAGAUUGGUGGAAAGUGACAAAACUUGAUGCUGCUGGAAGGAGACUGGGGGAAGGCUACGUCCCUCACAAUUACUUAGCUGAACAAGAGACGAUGGAGACAGAACUAUGGUUUUUUGGGCAGAUCUCUCGUUCAGAAGCUCUGCAUAGGCUCCUUGCAGAAGAGAAUGGAACUGGCACCUUCCUCAUCAGGAUCAGUGAGAAGACAGGAGCAGACUAUGUUCUCUCAGUUCGGGACAACCACAUUGUGAGACACUACAAGAUUUGGAGGAAUGCUGAGGGGAGAUACCACAUGAAUUCAGCUAUGUCCUUCCCUGAUCUUGCUGGCCUAGUGGAGUAUCACAAAAGUAAGACUCUGUCCCAUGGCCUGAGGCUUGCCACACCCUGCUGGAAGCAUGAGUCAAAACCAUUGCCUCACUGGGAUGACUGGGAAAGACCCAGGGAGGAAUUUAGCCUGACCAGGAAGCUGGGCUCAGGAUACUUCGGGGAAGUCUUUGAAGGAUACUGGAAAGGGAAAGUCAAAGUGGCCAUUAAGGUCAUUGCUAAGGAUAACCUGAUGCAUCAGAAUACCUUCUACUCAGAGAUUGAGGCCAUGAAGAAGCUGCGCCACAAACACAUUCUCUCUUUGUAUGCUAUCUCUUCCACUGGGGACCCUGUCUACAUCAUCACUGAACUGAUGCUCAAAGGAAACCUUCUGGAACUCCUUCGAGACCCUGAAGGGGCAAAAUUGCCCACCACGGAGCUUGUGGACAUAGCAUCUCAAAUAUCAGAGGGCAUGUGCUACCUUGAGUCACAGAAUUAUAUUCACCGAGACCUGGCUGCCAGGAACAUCCUUGUGGGGGAAAAUAACACCUGCAAAGUGGGAGACUUUGGGCUGGCCCGCCUCAUCAAGGAUGAUAUUUACCUUUCCUAUGCACACAACAUCCCCUACAAAUGGACAGCACCAGAAGCCCUCUCCUAUGGAUGUUAUUCAACAAAAUCUGAUGUCUGGUCCUUUGGAAUUCUUCUCCAUGAAAUUUUCAGUGGUGGACAGAUACCUUAUCCAGGGAUGUCCAAUAAUGAGGCUCACAUGAAAGUCCUGGGUGGCUUUCGGAUGCUAUGCCCCACAAAGUGCCCAGCUUCCAUCUAUGACCUCAUGUAUAAAUGCUGGAAUCUGACUCCAGAAGAAAGACCCUCCUUUAAAAGCCUUAAAGAAAAACUCAUUAGCUUCACCAAUUAUGAAAACCCUCUCUGAAGUGGGGGUGGGCCUGAAAGACAUGCUUCAGGACGCUUCCUUACUUAGCACUAAAGUCCACCUGGAAUCCUGCAAGCAAGCUCAAUGGUCUCCCUUCCUCCGGAAUCAUGAACCUUGAGCAUGUAGAAGUUCCAUGGGGACUGUGUCUGAAGGCAACGUGGCCUAGUGGAAAGAGUGUUGCUGGACCUUGAGACAGAAGACCUGGAUUUGAGUCUGGGCUCCAACAUUCACUACUUGCACAGAUUUACAAGAAUUACUCCAUUUCUCUGGGCCUCAGUUUCUUCUCUGUAAAAUGGGAAUAAUAAUACUCAUGCUACCUCUCUUCAAGGGCUGUUGUGAGGAAAUCAUUUUUUAAACCUUAAAGCUCUAUCAAAAUGUCAGCUGCUGUGGUUGCUGCUGCCCCUUGUUCCGGCCCCAGCCCUUCCAGCUGGGGCUGUGUUGUGUGUGCAAAACAGAAAAGGUCACUUGAAGUAUAUAAAUGCACUGCGGUCAGAGCACAGCUGACCUUCAAAAGUGUCCAGAAGGCAAAGUGGUUGAUUGGUUUCUAUUUCAUUUACUAAAACUUUGCUGUUGUAAAAUGAGCAAAUUUCAUCUACAGUAAAACAUUAAGAACUCCUAGAUUCUUCCUCAAAUAGUCUCUAAGCCUAUACUUAUGAGAAACUCAGAAAAUAGAAGUUCAAGUUUUCUGAAGCUUUCCAUGCCCUUGGUCAAGAUUCAUAUAGAGGCCAUGUGGUGCAGUGAAAAAUGUGUUGGAUUGUUGCCAGAGGACCUGUCAUUUUGAGCAAGUCACCUAACCUUUCCAGACCUUAAUUUCCUCACAUGUAAAAGGAAAGGGGUCGGAUGUGAUGCCUCUCAGAUCCCUUCGUGCCCUAAUCUGAGCUGUAACUAUGCCAUACCAUCGUUCAUUUUGUUUGGAAGGGAUUAACUGGCCCUGGUGAGGGAAUCUUAGGAUAAAAUAAUAAAGCUGU
This is a messenger RNA of Vombatus ursinus (common wombat), 2567 nucleotides long. It is a transcript of the gene PTK6, whose product is annotated as protein tyrosine kinase 6. Gene Ontology annotation, biological process: innate immune response; cell surface receptor protein tyrosine kinase signaling pathway; cell differentiation. The record is from RefSeq and is a predicted model, not a curated record. The coding region runs from base 238 to 1599 and encodes 453 amino acids. NCBI's taxonomy places the organism in Eukaryota, Metazoa, Chordata, Mammalia, Diprotodontia, Vombatidae. The transcript has 8 exons. Gene Ontology annotation, molecular function: ATP binding; non-membrane spanning protein tyrosine kinase activity; signaling receptor binding. Gene Ontology annotation, cellular component: extrinsic component of cytoplasmic side of plasma membrane.